AUGCAACUCAGGUGUUCAGUGUUUGUCCUACUUGUGGUCCUUCGAUAUGGGAUAGAGGCUCGGGUUCGAGGCCGGCAAUAUGAUGAGGAGAAAGACACAAUCGUCGAAUUAAAUAAGUUAGGCACCAUCCAGGGGAAAAUUCUGGAGACCGCCUGGACCAAACGUGAGGUGUUACAGUUCGUCGAUGUUAGAUAUGCAGAACCACCCACCGGGCAGCAUCGAUUUAAGCCUCCUCGCCCCAUCGAGCCAUGGGAGGAUGUGAUGGACGCCACGGCGGAAAAGAUUGGCUGCCCCUCGGUGGUAUCCAUGGACAACCUGCGGCAACUCGACGACGUUUUGGAUGUGGAGGAUUGCUUGACGAUGACCAUCACCACACCGAAUGUGACUGCCCGAUUACCUGUGCUGGUCUACAUUCAUGGAGAGUACUUGUAUGAAGGAAGCAAUUCGGAAGCUCCUCCAGAUUACCUUCUUGAGAAGGAUAUUGUGCUAGUGACGCCGCAGUACCGUCUCGGACCUUUCGGCUUUCUGUCCACGAAGACGGAUGAGAUUCCGGGUAAUGCCGGGUUUUUGGACAUUUUCCUUGCCUUACAGUUUGUGAAGCACUUUAUUUCAUCGUUUGGAGGCGACCCCGAACGAGUGACGGUUGCUGGACAGGUGGGAGGAGCCGCUAUCGCCCAUCUGCUCACUCUUUCGCCGAUGGUGCAGCGAGGUCUCUUUAGUCAGGUGAUUUACCACUCCGGGUCCGCAAUCAUGCCUAUUUUCCUGGAGGAGGAUCCGCGUAAGCACGCCCAGGAGAUUGCCAAGAAAGCCGAUUGCCAGAUGGUGACGGUACGAGACUUAAAUACCUGCCUAAUGGAGCUCACGGCUUUGGAGUUACUAACCGCCUUUAUGGAGCAUGCGUUGGAAAAAUCGGAUCUCGGCAUUGGACACACUGGUGGCAUACAGUUUACUAUAGGUGGGCCCAGUGGGGUUUUACCCAAGCACCCUUAUGAUCUCAUGUUGGAGUCGAACUUCUCCUAUCCUGCCAUGGGUGGCUGUCCCAAGAAUGCUGGCACCCGUGUCCUAAACGAGAUUGUUGACAAUGACUUCGAAGGCAAGAUUCCGGACGAUGAGUACAACACGUAUAACUACAUUGACCACGUAAUUCGUCAGGUGGUGGGCACCGACAAGACCAUGCUCCUAACCAGUUUUGUUACCCACGACUUUUUCAACCGACACCUCUUGGAGAACGGAACAUUCGACACCUUGAUUCCACGGCUAAUUGAUGUGGCUGGUACCUUGAACCAUAAGCUACCCGUUCUGCUCGCCCUAAACAUGAACAAUAAGCACAAUCCGGACAACACGUUCCUUUAUUCCUUCGACUAUGCCGGCGAAUUCAAUCGGUAUCGGGAGAUGGACGAGGAAACUAACAUGCAGAGUCCCUUUAAGGCGGGUGUUUCUUUGACCGACGAGGCUCUCUACCUAUUCCCGUAUCCCGAUCAUGUGAAACGUCUCAGUCCCCCGGAUGUGACAAUGGCCCAUCGAAUGGUGGAGCUUUGGACUAAUUUUGUGAUUAGCGGUAACCCGUUAGGCUCUUACCGCUCCGGCUACUGGCCACCCAUGACCACCCUCUACGGACCCUAUAUGAAGAUCGAUGAGACGCUGACAAUCGGAGGCAACUACUUCAAUGAGUUCUCGGCCACUCUGCGGGACGAGGAUGAGGGCCACAGUCUGAUUCGUGAGAUAUAUUACUUGCGCAGCCGGAGCAGGAAACGAGCUCAAGCCAAGCGGCGGAAACAGUUGGCGGCUUCGAAGGCUAACCGGCUGAAGAAGUCUGAAGCCCGGAAGAGUCUCGUAAAGCGACCGAAUCGCAACAAGAUACGUUUUUAAGGACAACCUUUAACCAGUAUAUAUUAAGAUUAAGUUUUUAGAUGGAAUACCCACUUUUCCUGCU
This is a messenger RNA of Drosophila bipectinata, 1933 nucleotides long. RefSeq names its product glutactin. Gene Ontology annotation, molecular function: serine hydrolase activity. Lineage: Eukaryota; Metazoa; Arthropoda; Insecta; Diptera; Drosophilidae. The record is from RefSeq and is a predicted model, not a curated record.